GCGAAACAUCAGGAGAGAAUGCUUCUGGAACAUGGCCAUACAGCCCGGAAAACACACAAAAAUCCUGUGAUUCCGGCCAUGAAAGCCUUCGACAACACUGUGACCCUUUUGCUGCUGCAUAUUACAUUCGGCAGCAAAAACUUUUUUGGGUUUCAGGUUUUUGAAAAUUUCGGUGCACAUUAGACAAGAUGGUGCAUCUUGUUGUGAGUUCUGUUGGAAACUAGGCAAGUGGAGCUUAUAUACCCCUGUUUCCCCUAAAAUAAGACAUCCCCAGAAAAUAAGACCUAGUAGAGGUUUUGCUGAAUUGCUAAAUAUAAGGCCUCCCCUGAAAGUAAGACCUAGCAAAGCUUUUGUUUGGAAGCAUGCAGGAUCGAUAAAUGUACAUACCAUAGAUCAUUGUACAUGGAAAUAAAGGUAGUAACAAGAAAUAAUAAUAAUAAUAAUAAUAAUAAUAAUAAUAAUAAUAAUAUAACUUUAUUCUUGUAUCCCACCUCCAUCUCCCAGAAGGGAUUCAGGGCAGCUUACACAGGGACAAGCCCAACAACAACAUAAAUUUACAUACGAACAGAAAUUUAAAACAGUAAUUCAAAAACAGUAUAUCAAUAAAAUAUAAUAUAGAAAUUAUUGAAAGGGUUCACAGUUUGGUUACGCUGGUUUGUGAUGACAACUACUGUACAGUAGAUAAUAAAUUUUCAUUUUUAAAAAAUUCGACCAUAAAUUUGAAUUCUUCUUCGUGGAAAAAUAAUACAUCCCCUGAAAAUAAGACCUAGCGCAUCUUUGGGAGCAAAAAUUAAUAUAAGACACUGUCUUAUUUUCAGGGAAACAGGGUAUUUCUCCAGGAUGUGAGAAAAAACUCUUGAUAUAUAUUGUCUGUUGGGGGCAAGUGUGAAUAUUGCAACUGGCCACCUUGAUUAGCAUUGAAUAGCCUUGCAGCUUCAAGGCUUGGCUGUUGCUGCCUGGCUUUCUCUUUCUCUUCUUUCCUCUUUCUUAGGUAGUCUGGAUGGCCAUCUGUCAGGCGGGAUUAGAUUGUGUCUCCCAGCUUGGCAGAAUGGGGUUAGACUGGAUGGCCUUUGAGCAUCUCCUUCCAACCCUAAGAUUUAAAGGCUCAAGUCUCUUUCUCUCCUUUGACAACCUUGAUUAGCAUUGAAUAGCCUUGCAACUUCAAGGCCUGGCUGUUGCUGCCUGGCUUUCUCUUCUUUCCUCUUUCUUAAGAAGUCUGGAUGGCCAUCUUUCAGGAGGGAUUGGAUUGUGUCUCCCAGCUUGGCAGAAUGGAGUUAGACUAGAUGGCCUGUGAGCAUCUCCUUCCAACCCUAAGAUUUAAAGGCUCAAGUCUCUUUCUCUUCUUUGGCCACCUUGAUUAGCAUUGAAUAGCCUUGCAGCUCCAAGGCCUGGCUGUUGCUGCCUGGCUUUCUCUUCUUUCCUCUUUCUUAAGAAGUCUGGAUGGCCAUCUGUCAGGAGGGAUUGGAUUGUGUCUUCCAACCUGGCAGAAUGGAGUUCGAGUGGAUGGCCUCUGAGCAUCUCCUUCCAACCCUAAUAUUUAAAGGCUCAAGUCUCUUUCUCUCCUUUGGCCACCUUGAUUAGCAUUGGAUGGCCUUGCAGCUUUAAAGCCUGGCUGCUUCCUGCCUGGGGGAAUCCUUUGUUGGGAGGUGUUAACUGUUAAUGUGGGGUUUGUGUAUUGGUAGUGUUUAAAUGAAAUUUGUGUCUUGCCUGUGUUGCAUACUGAAUAAUAAUAAUAAUAAUAAUAAUAAUAAUAAUAAUAAUAAUUUUAUUUUUGUACCCCACCUCCAUCUCCCCAGAGGGACUCGGGGCGGCUUACAGAUAUAAAACCAGCAUACAGUAUACGGUUUUACAAAAACACACAAGUAAAUUUAAAAGGCAUUAAAAAUUGCAUCAUCCAGAGUGUAACAUAGUCUGGAAAGAGUUAAUUCCAAAAAGCUGUGAUGUCCUUGAUGUGUGGCUGGAACUGGUGAGUGUCCAGACACAAGUGUUUGUACAUUACUGAUUGCAUCAGUUCAGAGUUGAGUUGAGUGCUGUCUGCCUAGAGUGAGAGUCAAGUCCUAUGUUUGUCUGUAAGUCUGUUUGUCUUGAUUAUUACUGCUUACAGUAAAACUUUGUAUAUAGUUUUACUAACGUCUCUGGGUGUCACUUCGUUCUGCGUUCCACUGAUUCCAUCCAACUACUGCUGGGCUGCAAUUACUCUGACAUUAACUGGCCCUGAUUGUUUCCUGUCUGGAAUUCCCCUGUGUUCUGAGUGCUGCUCUUUAUUUGCUGUCCUGAUUUUAGAGUUUUUUAAAAAUACUGGUAUCCAGAUUGUGUUCAUUUUCAUGGUUUCCUCCUUUCUGUUGAAAUUGAAAUCAUGCUUGUGAUUUCAAUGGCAGGGGAAGCCGCUUAAACCUGAGUUAGAUGUUUCUCUUUAAUGCUCCCAAACAAUACAUCCCUCUUCGUUUGUUGUAUCUGUGAUUGUGCUCAUCGGAAUGGAAGUUUCUAAAUGUUUUGCAUUUUUUAAAUCAAAACUUUCUGACUUGAACUAUUGGCACAUUCAAUCCUAUGGCCUUAAAUCCCAUUAAAUGCCAUCAUGUCUAUGCCACAGCCUGAUUCACUUGCUGUUGUUUUGGGGGAAUUCCAGCAGGAGAGUCAAUGGUUAACUUCCCAGCCGUGGAAUCCAAAUAAAAGGAAAAAUUCACAGUGGCCGAGGCCAUAUCCGGAGAGCCAUCUAUGAAGGUCUUUCUAAACAGAGUGCCAUGAUAAAGCUUGUAUUGGGACACACCACCCUCUCCGAUUGGGCCCAUUUAAUCUCAUCGCCCAGAAGCAACUAUUACAACCCCCAGAAGGGCACGCUAUAAUACGAUCAUCAUCCCGUUAAAUGGGACCCCGAGGGAGAAUUGCCAGGAUGCCCUGCCUGCUGUGCCUUGGGUGACGAAAAGGAGCGCUUUUCCCGCUGAAUGCUCCCCUCCUGACACUGACGCUCGGUCCCAGAAAGACUCGAACACGGAUCCACGGGGAGAGCCCGGAACACGAUGAACAGACUGAACUUCCACAAUAACAGAGUCAUGCAGGACCGACGCAGCGUGUGUAUUUUCCUCCCCAACGACGAUUCCCUCAACAUCAUCAUAAAUGUUAAAAUAUUGUGUCACGAGUUACUUGUCCAGGUGUGUGAUUUGCUGCGGCUGAAGGACUGUCACCUUUUUGGACUCAGCGUCAUACAAAACAAUGAGCACGUCUAUAUGGAGUUGUCCCAGAAGCUCUACAAAUACUGUCCGAAGGAGUGGAAGAAGGAGGCAAGCAAGGGCAUAGAUCAGUUUGGUCCCCCGAUGAUCAUUCAUUUUCGUGUGCAGUAUUACGUGGAAAAUGGACGGCUGAUCAGCGACCGAACGGCCCGCUACUAUUAUUACUGGCACCUGAGGAAGCAGGUCCUGCGCUCCCAAUGCAUGCUGCGGGAAGAGGCGUACUUUCUCCUGGCCGCUUUCGCCUUGCAAGCCGACUUGGGCAACUUCAAGCGGAACAAGCACUUUGGGAAAUACUUCGAGCCCGAAGCCUACUUUCCCUCAUGGGUGGUGGCCAAGAGAGGGAAGGACUACAUCCUGAAGCACAUCCCCUUCAUGCACAAGGACCAGUGCGCUCUGACCGCCUCCGAAGCCCACCUGAAGUACAUCAAGGAGGCUGUGCGGCUGGAUGAUGUGGCUGUGCAUUACUACCGGUUGUACAAGGACAAGAAGGAAAUCGAGGCCUCCUUAACACUUGGGUUGACCACACGGGGAAUCCAGAUUUUUCAGAAUGCAAACAGUGAAAGGCACUUGCUUUAUGACUUCCCUUGGACGAAUGUUGGGAAACUCGUGUUUGUGGGCAAGCGGUUUGAGAUCCUUCCGGACGGCCUCCCCUCAGCCCGUAAGCUCACCUACUAUACGGGGUGCCCCACGCGCUCCCGCCACCUCCUGCAGCUCCUGAGCAGCAGCCACCGCCUCUACAUGAACCUGCAGCCGGUUCUGCGCCAGAUCCGGAAAUUGGAGGAGAACGAAGAGAAGAAGCAGUACCGGGAGUCCUACAUCAGCGACGCUCUGGACCUGGACAUGGACCAGCUGGAGAAGCGCUCCAGGGCCAGCGGGAGCAGCUCGGGCAGCGUCCAGCACAAGCGGCUCUCCCGCCGCUCCACCACCAGCCAUAGCAGCUCCCACACCUCCGGUAUCGAAGCCGACCCCAAGCCGCGCGACCGGGUGGCCGAGGACGACUUCUUGGUGGCCGCCGUCCACCGCAAGUUGAGGGCUUGCAGCUCCAUGACCAGCCAUGGAAGCUCACACACCUCCGGCGUGGAAAGCGGGGAGAAGGAGCGGCUGGAAGAGGACUCCUCGCAAGAAGAUGAGAUUGAGAUGUUGGUUGAUGACCCCAGAGACCUUGAGCCCACGAGCGAAACCUCCCUGGACGAUGUGAGUCCCGACGUGUGCAUUUACAUCACCGAGGACAUGCUGAUGGCCAGGAAGUUCAACGGUCACUCAGGCUUGGUGGUCAAAGAGGUCAGUUCAUCCACUUCCAGCUCGUCGGAAACCGUGGUCAGACUUCGCGGCCAGAGCACUGAUUCAUUGCCACAGACGGCCUGCCGGAAGCCGAAGGGCUCCUCGGACCGCCACAGCCUGAGCCUGGACGACAUCCGUCUCUACCAGAAGGACUUCCUGCGCCUGGCCAGCCUGUGCCAAGAGACGGCCCAGAGCUACACCUUUGGCUGCGGCCAUGCGCUGGCCGAGGAAGGGCUCUACUGCAACGGCUGCCUGGCGCGGCAGUGCGUCAACAUCCAGGACGCUUUCCCCGUCAAGAGGACCAGCAAGUACUUCUCUCUGGACCUUUCCCACGAAGAUGUCCCGGAGUUCGUCGUCUGACGCAGCUGGAGAGACAACAACCAACCCAACCAGGUGCCAAUGCUUCCACGAACUCUUUGGGUCUUUUUGGUGCCAUGCAGGGAUUUUUUCCCCCUUUCUUUCGAUAUAUUUUCUCGGAUACUUAAACAAAACAAAAAAACCCAAGGCCUUGUGAACUGUUGCACUAUUUACAAAUGCCUGUCCCAAAAGCUGGAAUUUGUGGCAUUUCCAUUUGCGGGAUUUGAUCGAAGUUUAAAUCGGUCGGAUUUGGGAGACGCGAUGUCUCAAUGUCUUUCUUCUUUCGGACACAUCCCACACUGAGGAUUUUUUAAAAAUUUCCUCUUCUUUCUGCAAAAAAAGUUAAAAGGGAUGGUUUCUUUUCUUUCGUUUCACGUCCUUGUCCUUUGCCACACGGAAACUCCUGAAAGUCUUCCAUGCCACAGAGAGAGAACAUACAGAUUUCACGCAUCGAGUUUUUUGCAAUUUAGUUUUGUUGCGCCGUCAUGACAUAUACUCCAAAGUAAGGACAUGGUUCUGUUUCUUCUAUUUGAUUUUUAUUUUAUUUCCAUAUCAAGCCAAAGAAAUGCACAUAUCCUGGGUGGAUGGCGUCAAGACAGAGAUGUCGGCAAUAAGGAACCAAAGGAGAGAACUAUGUGUAUUGAAAAGACUUUGUGGAAAUGGCAACAGGUUAUGAUCAUAUCCAUCUUGUGGGUUUUUUUCUCUAAAAAAGAAGCCAAGAGGGUUUUUUUUUUUCAUUUUCUGGUUUGUAAAAGUUUACAAAAAAGAAGAGACGACGACAGUGAUGAGGCUUCUGGAAGCUUUUUCCGGUUUCUCAUGGGGUGCCUGAAAGGACAAAUAAUCUGUGAGGAUGUAGCAAUACGAUUUGCUGACCAAAGUACCUUAAGUUAGAGACAGAGAAUAUAAAAAAAUACAUAUAUAAGUCUAUAGAGAGGAAUAUAUCUUUAUGUUUGAAAUUACGAACCCAUUUUAUGUUUUUGUUCUGUUUUAAAUGCCUUUUUUUUGGUAGAAAAAAGUUAACUCAUGCCUCCUUUUCUUUCACAGGAUGUAAUUAAGACAAUCGUGUUAGUGCAAACGUGACAAAAUGUCUCCUUUUUCAUAGUGGAUAGCGAGGCAUUUUGCACUAUUCAAUAUGACUUCCCUGUGUCUCUCAAAUUCUAUUCCAAAUUGGGUUUUUUUCCAUGUCAGGAGUGACUUGAGAAACUGAAAGUCGCUUCCGGUGUGAGAAAAUUGGCUGUCUGCAAGGAUGUUGCCCAGGGGAUGCCCAGAUGUUUGAUGUUUUAUCUUCCUUGUGAGAUGCUUCCAAGCAUGGCUGUGUCCUCCAACCUCUAGAGCAAGGGAUUGGUUUGGGGAAAUCUAUGAGCAUCUCUCCAUGAUGCGCUGCGUUGCGCUUCUGGCUCUCCACUCAUUCAUGACUGAUAUGGAUGGAAGAAAGGGAAAAUGUUGCACCUACAUGAGAGUAGAACAGACCCAUUGCACUAUGCUUACAGACCCCCACUGGCUUUAUGUAGAAACAGCUUCACCCACGUCUGGAAGGGAACGUGUUUAGAAAUGCGCCACUCAGCUUCCUCCAACUUGGCGUCCUCCAGAUGUGCCAGACUGGAAUUCCUAGCAGUAGUCAAGUCUGAUAGUCUCAAAUUGACAUUUGAUAUGGUAAAUCAGAAACCUAGAGUUGGAAGAGACCCCAGUUCAAACCCAUUCAGCCAUGCAGGAAUACACAAUCAAAACCCUCCAGAUGGAUGGCUGUCCAACUUCUGUUUUAAAACCCCCAGAGAAGGAGACUCCUAGGCAGCAGCAGAUUCCAUGGUGGAACAUCUCUGAGCAUCUGGAAGAUCUUCCUAAUGGGGUUGCUGUUGUUUUCCAGGCUGUAUGGCCAUGUUCCAGAAGUAUUCUCUCCUGACGUUUUGCCCACAUCUAUGGCAGGUAUCCUCAGAGAUGGCCAUCCAGCUGCUGUUUAAAAACUUCCAGAGAAGGAGACUCCAUUGACUCCCAGGCAGCAGCAGAAUCCAAUGUGGAACAUCUCUGAGCAUCUCAAGAUCUUCCUAAUGUUUAGAUGGAAUCUCUAGAGUUGGAAAAGACCCCAGUCCAACCACAUUCAGCCAUGCAGGAAUACCCAUUCAAAACCCUCCAGACAGAUGGCCAUCCAGCUGCUGUUUAAAAACUUCCAAAAAAGGAGACUCCAUUAACUCCUAGGCAGCAGCAGAUUCCAUGGUGGAACAUCUCUGAGCAUCUCAAGAUCUUCCUAAUGUUUAGAUGGAAUCACUUUUCCUGCAAUUUGAAUCCAUUGCUCCAUUGUGUCCUAGUCUCCAAAGGAGCAGAAAACGAGCUUUGCCCCUUUCUCCUCAAUGGGACCUCUUUUCAAACAUGUAAACCUCUCAAGACUCUUCUCCAAGCUAAACAUCCCUAGCUUCCUCGUCUUCUCUUCAGAGGGAUUUGUGGUUUCCAGACCUUGGACCAUUUUGCUGGACCUUCUCUGGACACCUUCUAGUUUGUCCAUAUCCUUCCUGAAUUGUGAUGUCCAGAAUUGGACACGAGGUUAUUCCAGGUGAGAACUGAAGCACUGUGUCCAUAGUUCAGAAAAGAUAUAGACAAGUUGGAACAUGUCCAGAGGAGAGUGGAGAUGUUCCAUCACAUGAUCACAUGAUCUGGAGAUCUUCCACCACAUGAUCUGGAGAUGUUCCACCACAUGAUCUGGAGAUGUUCCACCACAUGAUCUGGAGAUAUGGAGAUGUUCCACCACAUGAUCUGGAGAUGUUCCACCAUAUGAUCUGGAGAUGUUCCACCACAUGAUCUGGAGAUCUUCCACCACAUGAUCUGGAGAUCUUCCACCACAUGAUCUGGAGAUCUUCCACCACAUGAUCUGGAGAUCUUCCACCACAUGAUCUGGAGAUCUUCCACCACAUGAUCUCAGUGAUCUAUUCCAUUCCAUCUGGAGGACACCAGCAUGAAGGAGGCUGAGCAAGCAACUCAUUACUCAAAGGUCAUAUUGGACAACUGAAACUAAUAUACCUUUAAAUUUACCUGCCAAUGAGAGAUGACAAAAAAGUUCUAGUCACAACCAUUUUUUGUUCUUCCCUGACUUCUUUCUUUUCCCAAUGGGCAAGGAUUGUCUCCUGUAAGGAAAUAUUCUUGCUUUCCAAACUAGUGUACUUCCAAGCCAUUGUGUUUUUUGGGGGGGUGGGGGCGGGGGAUGUUUACAAAAGAAAUAUUACAGCACAAAGCCUUUUUAAAAUAUACAGUCUAUAUAUUUUUGAGAGGUUUUAUAUUCACAGCCAUACCGUCGCCAUAUUUUGAUAACGCCUGCCUUUUUUUCUAAUGGGAGACUUUCUUAAAAGGAAACACACACAUUAUGUAUAUAUAUUAAAAAAAAUUGAAAGCAUGGGGAUAUUUUUUUAUAUAUAUAAAGAGGAGUGCAUGGGAAGAAGUCUCCAAAGGAGCAAAUGAAUGGAUCUGGAUUUCUGUUGGACCAGGAAUGGCUGUGGGGAUGAACCAAAGAGAAUGGCAACCUGAAGCUUUUGCAACAUUGUACUUGGGUUUGUUUCUGAUUCUUCUUCCAAGUUUAAUGACUUUUAACAUGUUCUGGAGUGUGCCGCUAUUUGAACUGAAUGCUAGCAGAGAUAUGGGCUUUGGCAUGAUCCACCUUGACUGGUUUAUCUUAUGUUUUAAUUGCUCUGCCUGGUAUUUUUUCCUCUUUGUAUCUGUUCACUGGUAGAAGAAAGCAUGCAUAACUCGCUGCCCAAAUCUGCCUUGGAAAAAGAAAAGAAAAGGAUGUAAGGGCAUUCUAUAAUGCCUUAAAAACUACCCAAGAAAAAAUGAUUUCUAGCAUAAACUUUUAUGGACCCCAAUUCACUUUGUCAGAAGCACCGGAAUCUGCAAAAGCUUGUUACUAGGAAUACAGUAGAGUCUCACUAAUCCAAGCCUCGUUUAUCCAAGCCUCUGGAUAAUCCAAGCCAUUUUUGUAGUCAAUGUUUCCAAAAUAUCGUGAUAUUUUGGUGCUAAAUUCGUAAAUACAGUCAUUACAACAUAACAUUACUGCGUAUUGAACUACUUUUUCUGUCAAAUUUGUUGUAUAACAUGAUGUUUUGGUGCUUAAUUUGUAAAAUCAUAACCUAAUUUGAUGUUUAAUAAGCUUUUCCUUGAUCAGUCCUUAUAAUCCAAGAUAUUCACUUAUCCAAGCUUCUGCCGGCCCGUUUAGCUUGGAUAAGUGAGACUCUACUGUAUAUUUUUCUCAAUUAAGGUUUUUAAACAAAACACAAAAAGGUGCUUUUUUCGUGUCAGCAGUGACUUAAGAAACCGCAAGUUGCUUCUGGUGUGAGAGAAUUGGCUGUCUGCAAGGACGUUGCCCUGGGGACGCCUGGAUGUUUUUGAUGUUUUACCAUCCUUGUAAAAUGCUUCUCUCAUGUCCCUGCAUGUAGCUGGAGCUGACAGAGGGAGCUCAUCCACGCUCUCCCCAGGUUGGAUUCGAAUUGGCAAUCUUCAGGUCAGCAACCCAACCUUCAAGUCAGCAUUCCAGCCGGCACUGUGGGCUCCUUAUGGGAAUGCCUCUUUAUGCAGAUUGAGCAUUGUUGAGGUCUAUGUGUCGUACCAAACUUUGCAGUCAUCAUUUUCACAGAAUGUUUCACCAUUAGCUCCUAAAUGUGGCAUUUCUCGUCUUGUCCAAUUUAGCACUAUUCCCUUUUCAUGCCCUCAAAGGGACUUUUCACACUCUGCAUGGACUGCCAUGGUUCUCUUACUAGGGAUUAUUGGGAUUUGUAGUUCUGUGAGGUGUUUGCAUUCACAGCCAGAGUUUUAGUGCCUCACCAAACUACAAACCCUAAGGUUUGGGAGGAUAUAGUCAUAGGUUGCAAUGAAAACAUAUACAUUUGGCUCUCCACAUUUGCAGGUUUUCAUUCUGUGAGUUUGAUUAUUCAUGGCUGUGAGUAAUACAGUCUCUCUAGGGAUCUCUAAGUCCAUCAGGAUGACUCAACAUAGAGUUGCAUUGGUAGAUCUAGAGAUCCCUUGAGGGAUGUUUUCUCGGAUGAAAAAAAUAUAGUGUCUUUCAUUUGCAGUUUUCCUACUUUACGGUCCUGUGCCCUUAAUGCCAACCAAGGUGGAGUGCUGCCUGUAUUUGUGCCAUUGUUGUGUGCCUUCAGGUCAUUUUUUGACUUAUAGCAACUCUAAGGUGAACCUAUCAUUGAGUUAGUUUUUGGUUGUUGUUGUUGUGUUGGCAAGCUGUGUUUGGAAGGAAUUUGCCUUUGCCUUCCCCUGAGGCUGAGAGAGAGUCACUCAUCCAGGGUUCCCCCAGGAGGUUUCCAUGGCCAAGUGAGGAUUCAAAAUCUGGUCUUGUUUUUUUGGAAUACAAACUAUUAUAUAAUUCUUAAAGUGGAGCCAUGGUAGUGUGGAAAAACAUCCCUGGCUUGUAGAGGCUUGAAUAGAGCAACGGUGCGGUUUUCCCCUUGUGUCGCACACUCCGAUGCAAACUCGCAAGUGCAUUGCUUGCAUUUCUGGACAGGGAAAACAUUAUAUACUAGAAAUAUCUUCCCCUUUCUUCUACUCUUCAGUUUCUCAGAUUGCCUGACACACUUUGGAAGAUUUGCCUCCCUUUUAACAAAGGGACGGUGCAAACCGAGGCUGAGACGGUAUCAAAAAUCAAGCAGUAGCUUAUUUGAUGAAAUUUCUUUUCUGCAAUGAGCGAUUUCUUUUGCACUGUCGCACAGCUGCUUUCCAGAUUUGUGCAACCUUUUUAUGGCUCUAUCAGGAGUGAUUUGAUUGUGCUUCCCUGCAUAGUUGGGGGUUGGACUGGAUGGCCUUGGGGGUCUCUAUCAGUCCUAGGAUUUUGUUCAUCCAAGUAACAAAAAAGAAAGUUCAUUCUCCCAGACUUGUGGCAACCUUAGAGUUGCCCUGGAGCCUUUCCUUCUAACCUGAUUCCUGGACUCUGGAUUCCUUUUGGGCAGCUUUUCUUAUUAACACCCUGCUGUGAGUUGUUGAUUGUGUCCCUCUUCAGGUCAUGUUAUCAGCAAGCCAACCUGCAUAGGGAAAUGAGACGAUAAUAUUGAAGUCAUGGGGUAAUUUGUCAGGGCUGAAAAUUACAAAGAUGAAAGGAACCGAAUCCCAUCAAGGAACACUGAAUUAGCUACUCCAGGCAAUCAAUCUGUGAGUCAGAAACUAGUCCUCCAGGUGCUUUGGACUUCAACUUCCAGAAGCCUCAGCUGCUUCCACCAAUGGCCAUGAAUGCUGUAGUCUAAAACCCCUGGAAGACCAGAGCUUGGGAAACACGGCUUUGUUUGAAGCUAGUAUGUGUUGGCCAGCCAUUCACAGAAGUCACCUUUACCUGAUCCUUCCAGAUAUGGUAUAAACUAAGUUGACCACUGGGAAUGACCAAUCAAUUCAUCCUAUAAGUCAGUGAUUCCCAACUGACUUAAGUGUUUUGGACUCCCACAGUACCUAACAGCUGGUAAGCUGGCUGGGAUUUCUGGGAGUUGGAGUCCAAAACAACCUGGAGGCACAAAGGUUGAGAACCAUUGCUAUAAGUGGUGAGUUUGUUGCCUGCCACAAAUAAUGAGGAAAAGUCAGGCACAUGACUGUUGGGAAAUAUGGAAAUAUGUCUUGUAAUUGAUCCAAGCCAAAGGCGCCACAAAAAGCAUUCCAAAUGCUUCCAGAUGAUUCCUAGGAACAAUGUCACCACAGGGUUGUUGUAUGUCUUUCAGGCUGUGUGGCCAUGUUCCAGAAGUAUUCUCUCCUGACGUUUCGCCCACAUCUAUGGCAGGCAUCCUCAGAGGUUGUGAGGUAUGGAUAAACUAAGUAAGGAAAGGAAAGAAUAUAUAUCUGUGUAGAGUCCAGGGUGUGACAAGAGUCCUUUGUCACUGGGAGCCAGCAUUAAUGUUUCAGUUAAUCACCCUAAUUAGCAUUGGAAAUGUUUUGUCUCUUGCCUGGGGGCAUCCUUUGUUCAGUCAAGCCCUCAAAGUGUUGGUUCCCAUCUACUGUUUUGAUUUUGGAGUUUUGUAAUACUGGUAGCCAGAUUUUGUUCAUUUUCAUGGUUUCUUCCUUUCUGUUGAAGUUGUCCACAUGCUUGUGGAUUUCAGUGGCUUCUCUGUGUAGUCUGACAUGAUAGUUGUUGGAAUGGUCCAGCAUUUUUGUGUUCUCAAAUAAUAUCCUGUGUCCAGGCUGGUUCAUCAAAUUCUCUGCUAUGGCUGAUUUCUCUGGUUGAAUUAGUCUGCAGUGCCUUUCAUAUUCUUUGACUCUUGUUUGGGCAAUGCUGCGUUUGGUGGUCCCUAUGUAGACUUGUCCACAGCUGCAUGGUAUCCGGUAGACUCCUGCAGAAGAGAGAGGAUCCCUCUUAAAAUGUCACCACAUUUUAAGUAACAUUUUAAGUUUAGAAGACACCUUAAUAAGAGAAAAUGACCCAGACUUUGGCUCUCAGGUCCUUUCAAACUUUGCAAUGCAGGUCUUUGCAUGAGUCUGCAAUGAACAAAGGGAGCAAAGUGGCACUGAAUGCUAUCCAUUCUUAAAGCAGUACUGAUCAAUGUGGUUUUAGGUAGUUCUUGUUCCAUUUGCUAUUGAUUGUUGGUGACUUUCCAGGAAAGAAAGGAACAGUUGUGUGCAAUGGACACAAAUAUGGUUCUUGGAGCGGGCGGAAUAAUGGCCAGUUUUCCCAUCUUAGAUAGCAUGAGAAACACUAUCCUAGAAGGCAUUUGAAGGCCAAGAAAAAUGUGCCGUCGAAAGCUUUCAUGGCCAGAAUCACUGGGCUGUUGUGAGUUUUCCAUGCUGAAUGUCCAUGUUCCAGAAGCAUUCUCUCCUGACAUUUCACCCACAUCCAUGGUAGGCAUCCUCAGAGGUUGAGUGGUCGUCAGGAGAAAAUGCUUUUGGAAUAUGGCCAUGCAGCUCGGAAACCUCACAACAACCCAAGAAAAAUGAAUUCUUUCCAUAAGGAUAGUGCAAUGAUGGGCGAGUUCUUCCAAGAUCCCCUCUGAUGCCACUAUAGCCCCUAAACACAUUCCUCUCACAACUGAGUUGCCCAUUUUUGAUAUGAAUGGAUUGGCACAUAUUUGCACUUACCACGUGGUGAGAUUUUAAGCUGUGCCCAUAAUAUAUUGAGAAUUAUCUUCGGUACAAGGAGAAUAGGCAAGCCUUGCAGUUUAUAUUUGGAACACAGAUAUCUAUAACUAAGAUACACAAAGUAUGAUGUUAUUGUUAUUUUUGAAACAUCAAGUGUGUUAUCGUACGACAGAUUUAUUGCUUAUAUACACAAUAUAAAGGUACAACUUAUCUCUAUCCUGAAUAAAUGUCCUUAUUCAUAUAGAUUUCAAACGGGGGAUAUAAAUCUCCUCUAAAUAAACACAAUAGUCCAAUAUAUUGAAGGAAUAUGUCUGUAGAUUUAAAAAGUCACUUAUAGGUAUCUUGAAAGACCAUAUGUGGCAUCCGAGGUUAUGGUUUUAUCAGAGAAGAGUUCUACACAGUGACCAACGUUACAACAAGGUGUCCCGGGUCGUAUUCCUUGUUUCGGUGUUUGGAACACCUUCUUCCGUCAAUAUAUUGGACUAUUGUGUUUAUUAUAUUGAACUAUUGUGUGUAUAUAAACAAUAAACCUGUCGUACGAUAACACAUUUGAUGUUUCAAAAAUAGCAAUAACAUAAUACUUCGUGUAAGCCUUGUAAUUUGUCAUGGGGCCCCUUUGGUCUUGAUAUCCAAACACAUACCCAACAACAUAAUCAAUGCCCAGUGGAUUAUGAGACUUGGAUUUCAAAACAUUAAGAGGAAAAAUGUUUCUUUGCCCUGGUGUAGAUCAGUUGGUAUUUCUCUGGAAACCCUUGGAACGUGUUGCAUAUAAUAUUGCUUUCCUGAUUCAAGUUGAGUUUGAGAAAUUUGAGAAGUUGAGAUCUUGAGAAGUUGUGCCCUCCAGGAGUUUUGGGCUUCAACUCCCAGAAUUCCUAACAGCCUCAGGCCCUUUUUUUACCCCUCCGCCGCUUGCGGCGGAGGGGUAAAAAAAGGGCCUGAGGCUGUUAGGAAUUCUGGGAGUUGAAGUCCAAAACUCCUGGAGAGCCUAAGUUGGCACAUGCUUGGGAUCGCCAUCGUGAUCAUGUUUCUUGGAGAACUAUCAUGUUGUGUUUUUGUAGAACAAAUUGUGAGGAUAUUUGCCCGGAUUGUAAGCAGCCGAGAUGAAAGGAUUCCAGUAUAAAUCCCAUCAAGGAGGGGAUAAAUGCAGUCAUGGGUGAAAUACGGAGAGACGGCGACAAGCCUUCACUGCAAAUCUAGGUUUUUAUUUUUAAAAGAGUAGGGCUGAUGGUGACAAUAGUAAAUCCCCGUUCUGGAUAGUUUGCAAAUAUCAAGAAAUUAGGGCUGCUUCUACAUUGCAGAAUUAAUGCAGUUUUGUCUUGGCCCAAUAGUAUGGAAUCAUAGGAGAUUUAUAUUUGCAGGCUUUUCAGCCUGCUCUGCCAAAGAGGAGUGGUGCCUCACCAAACUACAAAUCCCAUGAUUGCAUAGCAUUGAACCAUAGCAGUUAAGUGGCAUCAAACUGUAUUAAUUCAACAAAGUAAAACCGUAUAUGGUUCUUUACUUACUUACUUACCGUACCUACCAUUUAUCUGCGCCUGGUUUUUGUUAGAACCUUGAAGCAGUUCUCCAAGAUCAGGAAUCUACUAAAGGCACAGAGUUCCAGAAGCAGUAAAGUUCGGACUAAAAUCCGGAGUGGAUUUAUUGCAUUUGCUUAACAAAGAAGGCACCCAACUAUCCAUGGAGAAAAGUAGGAGUUGGAAAAGGAGAUUUGCCCCAUUCAUAGAACUCUUUCGUAUUCUGUGCAUCUACAAUGUCAAAUUAAUGCAGUUUCAUACCACUUUAAUUACUAUGGCUAAACAUUACAGAAUCAUAGGAGUUGUAGUUCAGGGUGGUAUCAACAGAGAAGGCGAACGCCUUUUACAGCUUUCGGUCCCAUGCUUCCAUAGCAUUGAGCCAUCUCAGUUAAAAGUGGUGUCAAACUGGAUUAAUUCUAUAGUUUAGAUGGACAGACCCAUGGUAAAAAGUCUACGCAAGAGCUUGUGCACCAAUUGCUGGAGUCAUGGAGAGAGAAGCAUUAUACGGACAGGUUAUGAAUGCGAGUCUUACCAUCUCACAAAGACCCUUCCCCUUAUUGGCAAUGCGAUUCGGCAGGCAUCACUUUUUGCUUUGUAGAUGACACACACACAACUCUUGUUGAGGGUGCUUUAACAUGCAAAGUUUUAGUCAGGGGAUACUGGGAGUUGUAGUCCAAAACCCUGGGGAAGCUAACCUUUUUUGUAUUGGGGACGUUGUAAAAGGAGGCAGUAUGACACGAGGCUGUAUUUUUAUAUAUAUAGAUAUGAAUAUAUUAUAUACCAAUAUUAUUUUUUUUUGCAUUUCUGGGAACUCUUUAGCACAGGCAUGGGCAAACUUGGGCCCUCCGGGUGUUUUGGACUUCAACUCCCACAAUUCCUAACAGCCUACCGGCUGUUAGGAAUUGUGGGAGUUGAAGUCCAAAACACCCGGAGGGCCCAAGUUUGCCCACGCUUGCAGGUCUGGGUUGUUUGGGGUAUUUGCUGCCCGUGCCAAGGGGAAAUGACCGAGGCUUCCUUUCUGUGAAAGGCCUUCUCCGUCGGCCGGGCAGCAGCGUUGAGAGCGGUCAAGGGAGCACAGCAGCGGGGGGACCGAUGGUCUCGCCGGCCUAUGCCAAACGAGUUGGUGGCACUCCUUUUCAUUGUGGUACAGUUCGGAGAAAUGACAACAAUAAAAGUCGCUUGUUUACA
Molecule: messenger RNA, 15598 nt
Organism: Anolis carolinensis (green anole)
Lineage: Eukaryota; Metazoa; Chordata; Lepidosauria; Squamata; Anolidae
Gene: frmd6
Product: FERM domain containing 6
Exons: 14
Coding region: 3018-4868 (616 amino acids)
Biological process (GO): positive regulation of hippo signaling
Cellular component (GO): cytoskeleton; cytoplasmic side of apical plasma membrane
Source: RefSeq, a predicted model, not a curated record